This is a messenger RNA of Syngnathoides biaculeatus (alligator pipefish), 4110 nucleotides long. RefSeq names its product zinc finger protein 345-like. Gene Ontology annotation, biological process: regulation of DNA-templated transcription. The transcript has 7 exons. Lineage: Eukaryota; Metazoa; Chordata; Actinopteri; Syngnathiformes; Syngnathidae. The record is from RefSeq and is a predicted model, not a curated record. Bases 110 to 2470 code for a protein of 786 amino acids. Gene Ontology annotation, molecular function: DNA-binding transcription factor activity, RNA polymerase II-specific; RNA polymerase II cis-regulatory region sequence-specific DNA binding.
UUUGCUCUGUUGCAUUCAAUAAUUGAUAUUUGGGCUUCUGGCUACUUGCACUGUAGCCCCUUUUCAUCUUAUUCUCUCUACCCACCCCCUCCGAUUGUCCGCCAGCGGCAUGUCCAACUUCCAGCAGCUCCAAGCGGCCAUCAACGAGCGUCUGUGCGCGGCCGCCGAGGAGAUCUUUGAGGCGGUCAAAAGCACCAUUGUUGGCCUUGAGGAGGAGCUACGGCAGUCCAAACUGGAGCUCGAACGCCGUCAAACAGACAAACAACACACAGUUUGCACUGCGGCUUCCUGGACGAAAGAGGACGCCAUUGAGUCGUGUACAACACUAGACCAGAUCCACCAAAGCAGUCGCACUCCAACUGGCCUGAACAUCGGCGGCUGCAGGAUGGGUUUGAGCUGUGCGGGCAGGACUGGAAGGCGCCGCUGGAGCAGGAUCCCACCAGCAGUGAUCGGUGAUGAGGAGUGGCGGCCUGGUGAGAGCGACGAGGGAAAGAAAAAAUCAGUAAGAAAAGGCAAGCCCCCCUUCAGCUGCAAAGUGUGCGGGAAGAGCUUCCACGUCCUCAUCUCCUUAGCCAGUCACAUCGAGGCGCACCCCAAGGACUUGUGCGGCAUGUGCGGCGAGCGCUUCGACUCGGAGGAAAGCUUCACCCUGCACAUUGAGACGCACGUGAAGGACGGUGUGUGCAGCAAAGGCUCGGGGGCGGCUCUGGAGACGCUCUCUCGUGCGCACACGGGCGAGAAGCCGUUCACGUGUGGAGAGUGUGGAACGGAGUUCAAAUGUCAACGCAACUUCACGAGACACAUGCACACCCACACAGGAGAGAAACCCGAUCCCUCCCAGGAAAACAGCAUCACGUUGGCGCCGUUUUCACAAUUCCAGAGCGUGAAAGACUAUGAGCAGGGCGGCUCACAGGAGGAGCAGGUGUCCAUGGCAUGCAACGACGACGACGACAAGGUGGCGUGCGAAGAGGAAGUGGUGUGUGAGGAUGAUGGCGACGGGGCCUCACUGGACCAGAAACCAUCUCUACAAAACACACAGGGCGAGGACAGUGAUGAGGAGUGGCAGCCCAGCAAAAGCGACGUGGCUAAGAAGAAAACGGUGCAGAAGCCCAAACCGUCUUUCAGCUGCAAAGUGUGCGGGAAGAGCUUCCAUGCCGUCAUCUCGUUGGCCAAUCACAUCGAGGCGCACCCCAAGGAUGUGUGCGGUGUGUGCGGCGAGCGCUUUGAUUCGGAGGAAAGCUUCGAGCGUCACGUCAGGACUCAUGUGAAGGGCAGCGUGUGCACCGUUUGCGGCAAAGGCUUCGGCACGGCCAAGGCUCUGGAGACGCACGUGCGUGUGCACACGGGCGAGAAGCCGUUCGUGUGCGCUGAGUGCGGGAAGGCCUUCAAUUGUCAACACAACUUGACGAGGCACAUGCGCAGGCACACGGGAGAGAAACCCUAUGCCUGUGAGCUAUGCGGACAACAGUUCAGCGACCACUCCACCAGGAAGCGCCACAUGCUGGUGCACGAGAGCGAGACGGAAACGAGCGGCAAGCAGCCCAAGAGUCGCGUGGUCUGCGUGGUGUGUGGCAAAUUGUUCCACUCCAUCAUUUCUCUGGUCAACCACGCCGAUAGCCAUCAGACAGACUGCGGGGUCUGUGGCGCGCGAGCGGACGACCUCAAGGCGCACCUGCGGACGCACAACAACGGCAAAGCCUGCGACGUUUGCGGCAAGCGUUUCGACGGCGGUCGUGAUCUGGACACUCACAUGCGGGUGCACACGGGCGAGAAGCCCUUCCUGUGCAGCGAGUGCGGGAAAGCGUUCAACUGCCAGCACAACAUGUUGCGCCACAUGCGCACCCACACAGGCGAGCGCCCCUACGCCUGCGACGUGUGCGGGAAGCUCUUCAAUGACUACUCGGCCAGGAUGCGACACCUGAUCACGCACCGGAAGGACAAAAAGUUGGACGGCGAGCGUGCACGGACGUCCAAGAAAAGCCGCGUCAUCUGCGUGGUGUGCGGACGGAUGUUCCACUCCAUCAUCUCGCUGGUCAAUCACUCAGGUGGCCACCAGACGGACUGCGGCGUGUGCGGCGCUCACGCCGACAAUCAAGAAAAACUGAAGGUGCACCUGAUGACGCACAGCAACGGGAAAGUUUGCCAGGUGUGCGGGAAGUGCUUCGACAGCCGCAGAGAUCUGGACACGCACAUGCGGGUGCACACUGGCGAAAAGCCCUUCGCCUGUGGCGUGUGCGGAAAAGCGUUCAACUGCCAGCACAACAUGACGCGGCACAUGCGCACACACACGGGCGAGAAGCCGUACGCGUGCGAAGUGUGCGGGCGGCGCUUCGGCGACCAGUCGUCUCUCAAAAAGCACAACGACAUGCACACGGGCGAGAAGACGCACGGGUGUGAACUCUGCGGGAAGACGUUCUUCCGCAAGGCCAACCUCAGGCAUCACAUGAAGUGCCAUGGGGCUCAACAUUGAUGUCAACUACAGUCUUUUCCAGUGUUUCUGUAUAUUUUUCCCCAUUAUGUGCUAUUUGUUUAAAAAAAAAAAAAACAGCUUUUAUUUUGGUCAGGACAAACUCUAAUAUGAAAGUAAUGCUUUGGCGCAUUGUGGCAUCUUUUUGCCAAGGCACUAUAGUAGGGCCUUGAAACUAGUAACCCAGCUUCAAGGUUUUCUACAUAUGGGCAUUUUUGUAACUUUAUUUUUUAUUUUUUUUGUUUUGAUUUGCAACUGACCAUAUGAUUUAGUCAUGGUGUAGUGGUACACAUGCCUGCCUUUGGUGCAGGCAGCGUGGGAUCAAUUCCUGCUCAGUGGUGGUGUCGAUAUGGGCCCUGUGACUGACAAGUGACCAGUUGAGUGUGUAGUCUGUCUGUUGCCCGAAGUUAGCCGGGAUAGGCUGGGUGAUUCCCACAAUCCUUGUGAGGAUAAGCGAGGGGCAUGGACACUUGAUAUGAAGCUUUAUGGUGACAUUAAAUGCAAAAAAAGGAGGCCUCAAAGCCAUUUUGUGUGUGUGUGUGUGUGUGUGUGUGUGUGUGUGUGUGUGUGUGUGUGUGUGUGUGUGUGUGUGUGUGGUGUGUGUGUGUGGAUUGAUAGAUAUAUAUACACACACACACACAUUCUUGCCACUCGUAGUGAACUAUCUGUCCAUGCAUCAGUUAUCUCAGCCGCUUAUCCUCACGAGGGUCGCAGGAGUGCUGGAGCUUAUCCCAGCUGUCAUUGGGUAGGAAACAGGGUACACUCUGAACUGGUUGCCAGUCAAUCACAGGGCACAUCAAGACAAACAGCCACACUCACAAUGACACCUAGGUGCAAUUUAAAGUGUCCGAUUAAUGUUGCAUGUUUUUGGAAUCUGGGAGGAAACCGGAGUGCCCGGAGGAACCCCACACAGGCACUGGGAGAACAUGCAAACUCCACACAGGCGCGUCCGGUAUUGAACCCGGGACCUCAGAACUGCGACGCCAACGCUUUACCAGUUGAUUCACCGUGCCGCCCAUAGUGAACUAUCAAGCUAAAUUUAAAGCAUUGUGUAUACAAACAAUCACCUCCACUAGCAUAAUGCUAAAAAGUAAUGGGAAAUGCCAUAGAUGAAUAAAAUUAGUAUUGUUGUUGCGUUGGUUAUAACCCUUUAAGAAAUGCAUAUUUGAACCCAAAUGGUGGAGCAACACAUCCACAGAUAAUAUAAAAAUACACGGCAGAUGUAAUGCUUCACAUUCUCUUUAAUCAUGACUAUAUGUUUUUAUAAAGUGCAAUAUUGUAAUGCUGUUUUUUUUACAUUGAAAGUUUGGGGGGGGGGCUGGAAAAGGUCAAACUCUUAUCUAAAGGCACCACUGCAUGUGGAAGUGAGGGCAGCUGAUUUGCAUGGACAAGACAAAGCCAUGACCAAUAGAGAUUUGCUGCCAUCUUGUGGCAGGUUCAGAGUUUGAACUGCACUCUGGCGCAUUGUGCUGCAAAUUCAAGUUUUGUCCACCAAAAAACAAGCUGCCAACACCUUGCUGAUAUAUGAAUCCACGACACCUUGAAGGGGGGAAAACACCAAAGAGAACUUCUGUGAAUGUUAACUCUUAACACUGGGAGUACAAUUUGUCCACUUGUUUUAAUAAACUUUUACUGAGACUUGG